CCGAGACGCGCGGCUGCGGGUUCCCGGCCGGAGCGGCGAACGGGGCGCAGGCGGACGGCAGCAUGGCCCGGUCGGGGAACAAGGCAGCUGUUGUGCUGUGUAUGGAUGUGAGCUCCGCCAUGAAUGAUUCCUUCAUGGGUGAAGAGUCCUCAUUUGAACUAGCAAAGAAGGUGAUAACCAUGUUUGUCCAGCGACAGGUGUUUGCAGAGACCAAGGAUGAAGUUGCAUUAGUCCUUUUCGGGACAGAUGGCACCGAGAAUGCCCUUGCUGGGGAAGAUCAAUAUCAGAACAUCACAGUGCACAGACAUCUCAUGCUACCAGAUUUUGACUUGUUGGAUGACCUUGAAAACAGAAUCCAGCCAGGUUCUCAACAUGCUGACUUCGUGGAUGCACUCAUCGUGUGCAUGGAUUUGAUUCAGCAAGAAACAGUUGGAAAGAAGUUUGAGAAGAGACAUAUUGAAGUCUUCACUGACCUCAGCAGCCCAUUCAGCAAAGAUCAACUGGAGACGGUCAUCGAGAACUUGAAGAGAUCCGGCAUCUCCCUGCAGUUCUUCCUGCCUUUCUCCAUUGGCAAGGAAGAUGGAACCGGGGACAGAGGAGAUGGUGACUUCACCCCAGCCCGUCACAGACCCUCAUUUCCUCUGAAGGGAAUUACUGAGCAGCAAAAAGAAGGUAUUCGGACAGUGAAAAAAAUAAUGACGUCUUUAGAAGGCGAAGAAGGGCUGGAGGAAAUUUAUUCCUUCAGUGAGAGUCUGAGACAGCUGUGUGUCUUUAAGAAAAUUGAGAGGCGUCCCAUGCCCUGGCCCUGCCAACUAACCAUUGGCUCCAAUUUGUCCAUAAGGAUUGUGGCUUAUAAAUCGAUUGUACAGGAGAAAGUUAAAAAGUCUUGGACAGUUGUGGAUGCAAGAACCCACAAGAAAGAAGAUAUACAAAAAGAAACCGUUUAUUGCUUGAAUGAUGAUGAUGAGACGGAAGUUUCGAAAGACAAUAUCAUUCAAGGAUUCCGCUAUGGGAGCGAUAUCAUCCCUUUCUCUAAAGUGGAUGAGGAGCAAAUGAAAUAUAAAUCGGACGGAAAGUGCUUCUCUGUUUUGGGAUUUUGUAGAUCUUCUCAGGUCCACAGGAAGUAUUUUAUGGGAAAUCAAGUUCUAAAGGUCUUUGCAGCAAAAGACGAUGAGGCAGCCGCGGUCGCUCUGUCCUCCCUCAUUCAUGCCCUGGAUGAGUUAGACAUGGUGGCCAUCGUUCGAUAUGCUUAUGACAGAAGAGCGAACCCUCAAGUUGGCGUGGCUUUUCCUUAUAUCAAGGACACCUAUGAGUGUUUAGUGUAUGUGCAGCUGCCUUUCAUGGAAGACUUGCGGCAGUACAUGUUUUCCUCCUUGAAAAAUAACAAGAAGUGCACUCCCACAGAAGCGCAGCUGAAUGCUAUUGAUGCUUUGAUUGACUCCAUGAGCUUGGUAAAGAAAGAUGAAGAAGAGGAUGCUAUUGAAGACUUGUUCCCAUCUACCAAAAUCCCCAAUCCUCAGUUUCAGAGGUUAUUUCAGUGUCUGCUGCACAGAGCAUUACAUCCCGGGGAGCCUCUGCCUCCAAUUCAGCCACACAUUUUGAACAUGCUGGAUUCCCCGGCGGAAGUAACAGCUAAGUGUGAGAUUCCUCUCUCUAAAGUAAAGACUCUUUUCCCUCUGACUGAAGUCAUCAAGAAAAAGGAUCAAAUGACUGCUCAGGACAUUUUCCAAGACAACCAUGAAGAAGGACCCACAUCUAAAAAACUCAAGACUGAGGAAGGGGAAGCCCCAUUUAGUGUCAGUAGCCUGGCUGAAGGCACUGUCACCUCUGUUGGAAGUGUGAAUCCUGUGGAAAAUUUCCGCCUGCUAGUCAGGCAGAAGAAUUCCAGCUUUGGGGAAGUGAGUCAACAGCUGAUAAAUCACAUUGAACAGUUUUUGGAUACGAACGAAACAGCCUAUUUUAUGAAGAGCAUGGAUUGCAUCAAAGCCUUCCGGAAAGAAGCCAUUCAGUUUUCAGAAGAGAAGCGUUUUAACGAUUUCUUGAAGGCCCUUCGAGAAAAGGUGGAGAUUAAACAAUUAAAUCAUUUCUGGGACAUCAUCGUUCAGGAUGGAAUUUCUCUGAUCACCAAAGAUGAAGCCGCUGGAAGCUCUGUCACAGCUGAAGAAGCCAAAAAGUUUCUGGCCCCCAAAGAAAACACAAAUGAUGAAAAAGCAGCCAUGCCUGAGGAAGGUGGUGAUGUGGAUGAUUUACUGGACUUGAUCUAGGUCAUGGAUAUGUGAACCAGAGAAUCGCCAUCACUCUUGACGUUGAGACUUUUACACUCCUUAAGAAGCCAUUCACGAAGAACCGGGGAUUCUAAGUGUAUUACUUAAUUACAUUUCUAUUUUAAAACAGAGGAAAUAAUUUAGACCCCCAGUUUAUAAAGAGUCCUUGUUAUUUUCUGA
Messenger RNA from Sorex fumeus (smoky shrew), 2444 nucleotides. It is a transcript of the gene XRCC5, whose product is annotated as X-ray repair cross complementing 5. Gene Ontology annotation, cellular component: Ku70:Ku80 complex; nucleus. Bases 63 to 2264 code for a protein of 733 amino acids. The record is from RefSeq and is a predicted model, not a curated record. Gene Ontology annotation, biological process: telomere maintenance; double-strand break repair via nonhomologous end joining; DNA recombination. The transcript is spliced from 21 exons. Gene Ontology annotation, molecular function: telomeric repeat DNA binding; damaged DNA binding; double-stranded DNA binding. Lineage: Eukaryota; Metazoa; Chordata; Mammalia; Eulipotyphla; Soricidae.